Molecule: messenger RNA, 291 nt
Organism: Akanthomyces muscarius
Lineage: Eukaryota; Fungi; Ascomycota; Sordariomycetes; Hypocreales; Cordycipitaceae
Exons: 4
Coding region: 1-291 (96 amino acids)
Source: RefSeq, a predicted model, not a curated record
AUGUCGUCCAACGAGCACCACCAGCACAGCGAGCACAACGAACCCUUUGAGGAGGGCAAGGAAAACUCUCACAACCAAACCGAUCCCAAGGAUCAGCGCUCCAUUGCCAACAGAUUGGCCGCCGAGACGCAAGCCGAUGAGGACAAGGAGGACCCCGCCAUCACCAGAAUGAAGGAGGACCCUACCGCUCCCGCCAGAGAGCACGGCAACGAGCCUUCGCGCGGAGCCAAGAUUGAUGCCAAGAUUUUGGAAGAGGAGCAGGCCGAGUUGGAGCGCAAGGGCAAGGCAUAA